Molecule: messenger RNA, 741 nt
Organism: Symbiodinium sp. CCMP2456
Lineage: Eukaryota; Dinophyceae; Suessiales; Symbiodiniaceae
Source: the annotation of a GenBank genome assembly
AUGAAGCUGGAACAGGUGGCUGCAGCAUGCACAGCAGAGCAGCUGGAGGCCUUGGACAAGAAGCUCACCGAGCUGGAUGCUAAGCGAAAAAAGGACAAGGCGGCAGCCGAGAAGGAUGAUGGAAGCGACCAAGAGGUGCCGGACGAGAACUUCGGCGAGAUGGAUGAUCCGGCAGCUCACUUCGCACAGCAGCGGCUGCAAGAGAUCGAGGAGGAGGAAGAGAAUGAGCCGGAAGAGGACACGGGUCCAGCAGCUGGCGGUGCGACCGCAGAAGAUGGCGGUGCGGCGAGCAGCAGCGGUGCGACCGCUGCUGAGGGUGCUGAGGCGGCCACUGCUGCCGACGAGGAGGGCCAGGGAGAGCGGCUGCGAGAGAGCAGAAGAGCACUCUCCUCUGUGGAUGCUGUGCCAGCCUGGCUCGCUGAGAAGUACGAGAUGCCCAGCAGCUGCAUGGUCGUGCAUGUCGUGCACACGGGGCGAACUCUGCCGCACUUUCAGGUUCGCCUCGGCAGUGGCAGGUGUGGCCGAGUUUUGAGUUUUGCGAGAGAUGCAGGCUGCGAGUUUGUGCAACUCAGGGCCAGCACCAGUGCAUCCUACAAUCCGGCCGUGGAUGCAGCGAGCAUCGAGACCUCCAAGGAUUGCAUCUCCAAGCUCGCGGCGAAGAAGAGAUCGCAGCUUCAGGCCUGGUAUAUGUGCUGGACUUGGGCUAUGGCUGCCGAGAGUGGGCCGAAGAAGCGGCGAACC